UUUAUUCCCCGUAUGAGUUUCCCAAAGUACCGCAUGGUGCUUACGGACUUUAAGGGUCACCACGUCAAGGCGUUGAAGCGCAUCUCCGAGCUUGCGCCGCAGAUCGACUUGGUCUUCGAGUUGCGCGACUCGCGUGCGCCCAUCUCCUCGCGCAAUGUCUUAUUCGACCGGUCCUUGCAGAACAAGGACAAGAUCGUGUUGUACUCAAAGAAUGAUCUCAGCGGGAUCGACAAAAAGCUCCUCGACGUCUGGCACAAAGGCGAAAAAUACAUGUACAUUGACUGCCGCAACCAAAACGCCGCCAAAAAGGUGAUCCUGGAGGCCAUCAAGUUCUAUGAGGGCAUGUUCCCCCGCCCGCCGCUCGGCCUCCGCUGUAUGAUCACAGGCAUGCCCAAUGUGGGUAAGUCUACCCUCGUCAACGGGUUACGCACUGCUGGCUGUGGUCCCGCGAAGCGCAAGGUCGCACGUACAGGCGGACAGCCAGGCGUGACGCGCGCAACGUCCGAAAUCAUCCGUAUCCACUCAAACCCAGACAUUUUAUUAUACGACACCCCCGGAGUGUUCCUUCCCCAGGCCCCAGAUGAGGAAACUAUGAUUGUUUUGUCGCUCAUCGGCUCUGUCAGCCCCAGUGUGAUUGACCAAGUGGUCAAGGCGGAUUAUUUGUUGUAUUUGCUCAACCGUCAGGAUGACACGGGCAAGGCCUAUAAGCAGUAUCUUCCCCAUCCGACGAAUAACAUAGACGAGUUGCUUGAGGCAAUCGCCAAACAGAAAAUGAUGUAUAACAAGGCGACUAAAAAGUACGAUACGACCGGCGCCGCUGUGUACUGGCUCGAAAGAUGGCUCCAAGGGAAGGAAAGCAAGAGUAUUUUCGAUGUGACUGCAAUUGUGGCCCUGCAAGCGUUAAAA
This is a messenger RNA of Babjeviella inositovora NRRL Y-12698, 906 nucleotides long. It is a transcript of the gene MTG1, whose product is annotated as putative GTPase. The annotation marks the transcript as partial. The transcript is spliced from 2 exons. Gene Ontology annotation, cellular component: mitochondrion. NCBI's taxonomy places the organism in Eukaryota, Fungi, Ascomycota, Pichiomycetes, Serinales. The record is from RefSeq and is a predicted model, not a curated record. Gene Ontology annotation, molecular function: GTPase activity; GTP binding.